Medioppia subpectinata is the source of this 3000-nucleotide messenger RNA. Lineage: Eukaryota; Metazoa; Arthropoda; Arachnida; Sarcoptiformes; Oppiidae. The record is from the annotation of a GenBank genome assembly.
AUUUAACAUUUAAAAAGGUUUUGUCCAUAAAAUAGUGUUUUUAAUGCAAAUAAAAUUAUCAUGAAAUCAUUGUAUUUCCUAAUACUAUGCGUGUGUUUUACAUUUGGUUGUCCGCAACUGUCUAACCGGGGCUACGGUGGCCGGGGUUAUGGCGACCGGGACCGGGGCUAUGGAGAUCGGGAUCGGGGCUAUGGAGACCGUGACCGGGGCUAUCGGGGAAGGGACUACCCGGACAGCCAGUAUCGGGACCGGGGUUACAAUGACGACUGGGAGUUCGCCAACGAUCGCCAAUAUAGAGACAACGGCAAUGAAAAUAGCAUCUAUGGCGGGCCUCAAAGUCCGAGAGGUUACCAACUAUUUAGGGCUCAACGACAUGAGAUUGAGGACAAGGGUUACGAUCUCGGGUAUGACCUUGGUCAAGAUUAUGGCCUUAAAAUGGGAAGUGGUAUUCGCACAGGUAUUGGCAAAUCAUUUAUGAAGGGAAUGGCAGGACUGGGCUUUGGUAGGGGCAAAGGCGGUGGUGGCGGCCGUGGAGGCAAGGGUGACGAUGAUGACGACCAGGAUGAUAAUAAGAAGGGUGAUGAUGAUGGUGGUAGUAAAAAUAAAAAGGGUGGCCGUGGCGAUAGAAACUAUAUGAACACUCGCGAUUACCAGGAUGACCGUGAUCAUUGGGAACGAGACAAAUAUACCAGGCGCGUCGAUCCGCCCUGGAAUGUGGUCGGCCGUAGUUUAUUGAAAGAAAAAGAUAUACCGAGCAUAGGCUACGGACCAUUCAAACAGGACAGGGGAGACAUAGCUGACAGGAGCUACGAUAUCGGGUAUGUGUUGGGCCACGAGUACGGCGAGCGUAUGGGCGAUGGCAUCAAGACUGGGAUUAAACAGUCGUUUGAUGGCAUGACUAAAGGAAUGGGCAAAAGGGGUGGCAAAGGCAAAAAGAGUGGCUCUGGUGGCGGCAAUAGAGGUGGCCGUAAUAACGGUAGAGGUGUCGGCGGAUACGGCGGGGGUAAUGGCGGUCCAAUGAGAGGAGGAGGCGGUAGAGGUGGACGCGGUGGCAGUUCAGGAGGUGGCGGUCCUGGUAAAGGCGGUAGGGGUGGACCCGGUGGCGGCGAAAUGGGCCAAUUAGGGUAUGGAGUCUAUGAUUAUUACGAUUAUGAUAAUAAUUACGGUGACAUUGACCUUGGUGAUGUGACAAACGUAACCAAUGCAUUGCAAUAUAUCGAUAAUCUGGAAGCUAUUAUGUUUGCCCAUAGAUAUCAAGUGGGCUUUGGGGCCGGAUUUGGUGUGGGCCGCGAUGUCGGCCGCUUUCUCAGGGGUAUUAAAGACGGGGCGAAAAAACAGAUCGAGAAAAACAAUCGCAAAAAACCCAAAUCCAAAAAGGACCAAGAUGAAGACGAGGAUUACCCCGAUAAUGAAAAACCAGACAAAAAAGACCAAGGUGGUGGUGAUAAGGAUAAUGAUGGCGAUGGUGGCGACGGCUUUAUACGUAGCGACGGCACUGUCGGCCGGGAAGGCAAAGGCCGGGGAAAAGGAGGCAACAAAAACGGCGGCAAUAGAGGCGGCGAUGAGGAGGACAGGGAUGGAGAGGACGACAACGACGGCUCGUCCGGUGGCGGAAAGGGAGGCAAAAAUGACAACAAGAAUAAUAAGGGAAAGGGAGGCAAAGGUGGCGGCGAUGACGAUGAGGAGGGAGACGAUGGCAAAGGAAAGGGUGGCAAAAGUAAGGGACGGGGAGGCGAUGAUGGUAACGAUGAUGGUGACAGCGACGAUAACCAAGGUGGUGGUAAUAAGCAAAAGGGUGGCAAAAAGGGCCAAAAGGGUGGCGACGAUGACGACGAAGAGGGAGGGGACGAGGAGUCGGACGACGGAAAGUCUAAUAAGAAAAAGGGCGAUAAAAAAGGCAAGUCUGCCGGCGGUGGGGGCGACGACGACGAGGAGGGGGACGGGGAUGAGGAGAGCGGUGGCGGAAAGGGUGGCAAAAAUAAGGGAAAGGGAGGUAAGGGUGGGGGCGAUGAUGAAGAGGAUGAGAGUGGAGGCAAAGAGAAAGGAAAGGGAAGAAAGGGUGGUAAAGGAGGUGAUGGAGAAGAUGACGAGGAAGAGGGUGGCGAUGAUAGUAAUGGUGGAAAGGGUGGUAAAAAUAAGGGAAAGGGAGGUAAGGGUGGGGCCGAUGAGGAAGAGGAUGAGGACGACGACGGGAAAGGGAGUAAGAAUACAGGAAAGGGUGGCAAAAAGGGUCAGAAGGGCGGCGACGAUGAAGAUGAUGAAAAUGGGGGUAAAAAGAAGGGUAAGGGAGGGAAGGGUGGAGACGAUGACGACGAGGAGGGGGACGACGAUAAUGAGGGCGGAAAGAGUGGGAAAAAGAAGGGAAAGGGAGGUAAGGGUGGAGACGACGAUGAAGAAGAUGACGGCGAGAGUGGGGGCAAAGGGAAAAGUAAAGGAAGUGGAGGUAAGGGAAAGGGAGGCGACGAUGAGAAUGAUGAGGAAGAUAGCGACGAUGGGAGCGGUUCUGGUGGUAAAAAAGGUGGUAAAGGAAAAGGGGGUAAAAGUAAGGGUAAAACUGAUGGCGAGGACGACGACGAGGAUGAAGAGGGCGGCGAUAGUAAUGGUGGUAAAGGGAGUAAAGGAAAGGGAGGUAAGGGUAAGGGAGGGAAGGGUGAAGGCGAUGACGACGAUGAGGAGGGGGACGACAAUAGUGACGGCGGAAAGAGUGGGAAAAACAAGGGAAAGGGAGGUAAGGGUAAGGGAGGGGGUGAUGACGAUGAUAGUGAUGAGGGUAGUUCUGGUGGUAAAAACAGCAAGGGCAAGGGAUCUCGGGGUAAGAGAGGGGGUGGGGGCGAUGAUGAAGAUGAUGAUAGUGAUAGUGGAGGGGGUGGUAGUAGUGGUGGUCGUAGUAGUAAUAGUAGUAAAAAGGGAAAAGGAUCUAAGGGUAGGAGCGGCUCAGAUAGUGAUGAUGAUGAGAGUGGAGAUAGUGGUAAAAGUAGUAAGAAAACUAACCGGGGUUAG